UCUUGCUCAAGUGGCAACUGGCAAAGCAGACAGCGCCAUGCUCUUCUGUCCGAGUCUUGCUAGCUGCUCAUCUCCCAACAGCAUAGCAGCCAGAGAGUCCUCUCCUCCAUUGGUCCCCCUGCCAUGGUCUCCUUCCUCCUCCCCCUCUCUUCUCUCUCCGCGAGCUUUCACCAGACAGCUCGACCCUGAGCUCACCUGGCCAUCACUGACGCCAUAGCCUUCUCUUCUUUUUCUUUCACCUUUUGGGUCCUGCUCUCUCCCCUCUUCCGCCGCCGGAGAUUCGCCACCCCUCCGGGUCUCCUUCUAGCAGGAGCGGGGCAUUUACGGGCGCUGGGGAUGGUCUCCAGAGAGCAAAGCAGGGUGGUUGAUGUUGAUGUCGGUGACAUUUCAACGGAGUGAUUGAGAGAGACCAUAUAUGGCCGCCAUGGAAGCUCACAAUCUGCGGUUCGUCAGGUGCCCCAAGUGCCUCCAGCUUCUGGUGGAGUACCCGUCCAUCCCGGUCUACCGGUGCGGCGGCUGCAGCACUGUUCUUCGAGCGAAGAAUCGAGGUGGGCCGGUGACACAUGCCGAUCCGGGAUCUGGUGAGCGGACCAGCUCUCCAUGUAGUGUCGAAGGAUCCCCGCAGAACAGCAAGCCGAUUUGCUUGGAUGAACAGAAAGUUGUCUCCUCUAAUGUGCCGCAUAGCGAAGGUGUGGUGGAGGGAAACAUUUCGGAUGGCGGCAAGGAUGAUAACUCCUAUGGUAGUGUUGAUCCGGAAAGAAAUAUGCCCGUUGGGGAGGGCGCGACACCUGGUGAGCUUGGUGGUGAGGAGAACUGUCAUCCGCUUAUUGAUGGAAAUGCUCGAAACCCUCAGCUUCUGAUCAAAGGGGAAGAUGACAAAGGUACCGAAGCUAGUUCUAGUGUUAUGUUGAUAGAAAAUGGACAGAAUAUUGAGACAAGUGAAAAUGAGAAUGGGGAGAAGGGUUCCGGUAUGGAUGAUGCAAACGAUGCAAGUGUUGGCAGAGAAGUUGCUGAUGUCCAUACCAUGGCAGGUGAGGAAUUGGGAGCUGAUUCUGGCAACAAUAUGGAAGGGGAAAUAGAGAGUGUGGCCGAGCAAACAUAUUCUGAUAGCAAUGGCAAUCAAAAUAUGAAUUGCCAAGAGAUACAACCAUACGAGGGUUUGCAUAUUGGAUCUUAUGAAGAUCUGAUUGAAGAAUUGGAGAGGUCUCUGUCAUUGAGUGAUGACGAGGAAGACUUUCUGGAUGUAGUUGACAGCAAUGGGCUUAAUGAUGCUCUUCAUAACCAAUUUGGUAGUCGAAGGUUUUUGUCAGGGGGCAAAAUGAAUGAUGACCCUCGAAGUGAUCCUCAUGGUCGAUUGAUCGAAGAACUGGAGAGGUCUUUUGGUGAUGUAGAAGAGCCGUUUGAAGAACACUAUAUUGCGGUUGCAGACAAAGAUGUUGCAGAUAAAAUUCAUGGAAAGGAGCAUGAUGAGGAUCCACAACUCCGGGUUGAUGGAAGUGCAGAUGCAUGUGAAGGAAGUAUGUCUUCCUUUGAUGGCGGACUUAUAAAAUCUGGACAAAGUUUUGAACAAAAAGAGCUAGCAGCUGCUGGCGCUAAGGAAAAGGAAGAGGCCCCCAUAGAAGGUGAUAAUAAGGUUGACCAUGUUCAUGGGAAUGGGCAUGUCAUGGUUACAAACAAAAAGGAAGAGGCCUGCAUAGAAGGUAAUAAUAUGGUCGACUGUGUUCAUGGGAAUGAGCAUGUCAUGGUUACAAACAAAAAGGAAGAGGCCACCAUAGAAGGUAAUAAUAAGGUUGACUGUGUUCAUGGGCAUGAGAAUGUCAUGGUUACAAACGAAGUCAAUGCAGCAAGAAUUCAUGAGAAUGAGGAUGAGAAGGAUCUGCAGUACCUGGACACUGAAAGUGCAAAUCCAUGUGAAGGAAGCACCUCUUCCUUUGAUGAUGGACAUCUCAAAUCUGGACAAUGCUUUCAACAAAACAAGCUAACAAUUGGUGACAGUAAAGAGAGCGAAGAGGAUCUUGCAGAAGGGGACAGUAAGAUUGACUGUAUUCAUGCGAAUGAGCCUGUCGUGGUUACAAACAAGGACAUUGCAGAAACAAUUCUUGUGAAUGAACAUGAUAAGGAUCCACAGUACCUGGACAAUGAAAGUGCAAAUCUAUGUGAAGGAGUCACCUCUUCAUUCAGUGAUGGACAUCCCAACUCUGGACAAAAUUUUGAACAGCAGGAGCUAACUUCUGAUGGCACUGAAGAAAAGAAAGAGGGCCAUAUGGAAAAUGACAAUACAGCUAUCUGUGUUCAAGCUGACGAUGCAGCAUCUGUUACUGGUUUUUCAAGUUUGUCAAGUGAGAGGAUUCAUGGCAAAUCACCUAGCUUUCCUACCUUCGAUAAGAAGAAAGAAGAGAUAUCGUCCCAAUACAGAGCUAGUCUACUUCGUCAAGGACUUUCUCUUGAUUCUGAAGACUUCGAGUCAAUCCAAAAGUUUAUCGAGUCACAAAUGGAUGGGACCUCAAGUUCUCUCUCAAGCGGGUCUCCAAAUCAAGGAGAUUUGGUGCUGAAAACAUCAAACAAGUUCAAGGCUGUUGAUCAACUUGAGCGCCUCAAGAAGAUGGAUGAUUUAAGAGAUCAGCUAAAUAGGCUUUCUAGCCAGAAGGGCUUGGAGAAAAGGUACCAGAAGAAAGGCCUUGAAUACCAGCCGCGACAACUGAAUAGCUAUGAUGCCGAGCAACAGUUUCAAAGUGUUGAUGCUGAUUCCAUCCCAAGUUCCUGUACUCUAGACUCCUAUUAUGGCCAUGCAAAGCCACCAAGGUAUCCCCCACCAAAUCCUUUCUCACCACCCCAUUCAUGUGCAAACUGCCGUUUUGGACAUGUGCAAACGCACAUCCCUCACAGCUACGAUGCUUGGGAGUUAAAUUCAUAUUACCAGUCCUCAUAUGCUGGUAGCUCAGUCCUUGACCAUGAUUCGCUCAAGUCGAGCUUCAAGGAACAGAAGCCAGUGGUGAGAAAGCAUAUUUUACGGCCUCUGUCAGGUGCCUCACCAUACACGGUAUGCAACAGCUGUUUCCAUUUGGUUCAAAUGCCAUCAGACAUCUACAUGUCAAAAAGAAAGAUUGGGAAGAUGCAGUGUGGUCGAUGCUCCAAGGUUAUUGUGUUAUCAGUUCCUGCUGUAACUCACACCGAUGGAAAUUUCAGCAAGGAAGUAGCCCGAAAAUCAAGCAAGCCCGAUGACAGAACAGUUGCUAGAACUGAGAGUGCUUCUUAUCCUGUUAGUGUAAGUGAAGAGUAUGGACCAUCCUUCACUAGAAGCUUCUCUACACAAGCAGGAUCAGCCCUUGAUGCCUCACAGAGUAGCAAGAAGGUUUCAGACUCCGCACUUCACCGACUCAUGGGGUAUGAUUCAGCUAGCCAGUUGUUACGUCACAGCAGGGCGUUUGAACGUCGCAGCAGGGUGUUUGAUGAUGGAUAUGAGAGCUUUGAGUCAAUGGUGCCGGUGUCCAGCAGAGUGUCCAGAAGAAAGAACAAGUGAGGUUUUGCACUGGGAUGUGAAGCCUUUGGCCCCUUGGAAGUCACAGUUUUGACGACAACUUUCCUGCAAAUAGUUUUGUGGAAUUUUUCGGACAACUCUAGCUCUAUCUGAACUCAUUUGGUUUCUCAAAAUUCUUUACUCAUGUGGUAUAUAUAUUGUUUAUUCUUGAUGUAAACAUGUCCAUAUUUUGGGGGUAUAAUAAGAAUUUUUUAUGCUACAUCCUACACUGUUAAA
Brachypodium distachyon (stiff brome) is the source of this 3754-nucleotide messenger RNA. RefSeq lists its product as uncharacterized. The coding region runs from base 416 to 3520 and encodes 1034 amino acids. NCBI's taxonomy places the organism in Eukaryota, Viridiplantae, Streptophyta, Magnoliopsida, Poales, Poaceae. Gene Ontology annotation, biological process: regulation of defense response to fungus. The record is from RefSeq and is a predicted model, not a curated record. The transcript has 3 exons.